Messenger RNA from Ficedula albicollis (Collared flycatcher), 693 nucleotides. Its product is annotated as protein FAM26F-like. Bases 1 to 678 code for a protein of 225 amino acids. Gene Ontology annotation, molecular function: monoatomic cation channel activity. NCBI's taxonomy places the organism in Eukaryota, Metazoa, Chordata, Aves, Passeriformes, Muscicapidae. The record is from RefSeq and is a predicted model, not a curated record. The transcript has 2 exons.
AUGAAUGUGCUUCAGAAGGCAAAGAAUUUCUACACCCAGCACCAGAACGUUCUGGGUUACAGCACCGUGUCCCUGGCGACUGUUGGCAUAGAGCAAAUCUUCUCAUCUGUGGUGUUCCAGUGUCCCUGCAAUUCUGCUUCUGAGAACAUGCUGUAUGGUCUUUCCUUCCUCUUAGCACCUGCCUUCAUCCUCUUGCUGAUCGGCUACAUGGUGAAUGCCAAGAUGUGGCUUCUGUUGACAGCUGCCAUCAUGACCCUUUUUUUUCUCAAGCUCUUUGGAUGGCUCCUGAUAGCUGCCAUCAUGACUGUGGCACUGAUUUCAACAUGUUUCAGCCACUGCUGCUCCACAACCAGCUAUCUUCAGCUCAAAUUCUGGAAAAUGUACUCAAAAACAGAACGUGAACUCUUUGAGACCAAAGCCAAAGAACAUGCAAAGAAUCUAGCAGAAAGAAAUACUGAAUGCUUUUUUGAAGCCAUCGACCCAGCACCAUUUCAUACUCCCAGCAGAGAAAACUGGCAGAAGAUUUCAAUCUUGUACACCUUUAAUUCACAAGAGCAGUAUUACAGCAUGUUACACAAGUAUGCAAACACCAACAUAUACAAAAGCACCAAAUUCAAGAAAGAGGGUCAGGAUCACACUGUUUCACCAUUUGUGGAAGAAGCCCAGGCAGAGUUCUAAUGAAACAAAUCCUUC